CCGAGCUUUCGAGGGAAUUGGUUGGGUGCCUGAGGCAAGAAAGUGAAAUCAUCCACUCAGAGCUUCGCCAAUUGGAAUUGGGGAGAGCCCCAGUCCAAGUACCGCUAUCGCCGUGACGAGAGACCUGGACCUUGGGCUUUGCGCUUCGAGGUUGCGCAGUUACAGACACCACACCAUCACCACAUAGAUUGGACAGAGGCUUCGGGCCGCACAACCGUCACGAUGCCCGUUCCCUUCGAGACUCUCAUUCCCUAUGUCAUCAUCACUGCCAUGUUUGGCGUGACUGGUGCUGGGCUGAGCGGAAUCAGACACUACGCCGGUGGCGGAAAGAAGCACAGAUGGUCCCUUGAUACCUGGGACAGGCGCAGUGAUGGACCGCGACAGACGACUUACAGGAGUCUUGCGAGGGCAAACAGACAAUGCCAUAGCCCCGCCAGGCUUCGAAGUCAAUCAGCCUUGGAGAGGCGAGAAACGCUUCUCCUAAUCAACACGGAUGGAGGCGGCGUAAAGAAGGCACUGGUGUCGAAAGAAGAGGGCGCACAUAUGAUAGACCGCGAACGACCUCAUUCUCAUGAUCCUCUUCGACACCAUGGUGGUGUACAAAAUGUUAAAUCUGUAUCUGGGGCCGGUUCUUGUUCAGCCCCUCCAGGAGCGUGCAUGCUUGACAUAUCUCCUGGCUUGACAUGUACCCGCAGCGCUUGCACUGUCCUAGAACCUGUCGUCCUCCCUUUGAUGGAGCACUGGCAGUUCUGAUGGGUAGUUCCCUUUGUGUCUCCUUCUCUCCUUGCUUUGGCUUAGGUAUUUUCUUUGUGACGUCGACCUCUAGCUCUGCGUACUCUUCGUUCUCCCUGAUCUGCUUAUCCAAG
Messenger RNA from Podospora pseudocomata, 866 nucleotides. RefSeq lists its product as uncharacterized. The coding region runs from base 223 to 753 and encodes 176 amino acids. Lineage: Eukaryota; Fungi; Ascomycota; Sordariomycetes; Sordariales; Podosporaceae. The record is from RefSeq and is a predicted model, not a curated record. The transcript has 5 exons.